Pseudozyma flocculosa PF-1 is the source of this 1503-nucleotide messenger RNA. RefSeq lists its product as uncharacterized. Lineage: Eukaryota; Fungi; Basidiomycota; Ustilaginomycetes; Ustilaginales; Ustilaginaceae. Gene Ontology annotation, molecular function: phosphatase activity. The transcript has 2 exons. Gene Ontology annotation, biological process: dephosphorylation. Bases 1 to 1503 code for a protein of 500 amino acids. The record is from RefSeq and is a predicted model, not a curated record.
AUGUCCAACCCGCUAGCAGGUAUCGUCGUCCUGACCCGCCACGGAGACCGACAGGGCUUCUACCAGUCGCCCAAGACGUACACCGCAUCCAACACCAACCUCACCGUGCUCGGGUACCGGCAACAGCUCUUCAACGGCCAGGACCUGCGCGCUCGCUACCUGCUCCCGACUUCGCCGACGGCCAUCGGCGGAAUCGACAGCGACGUGGCCGAGAAUGCGCAGCUCUCGGUGCUGGCCGAUGCGGGCGGCGAGGGGGGCGUGAUUGUCGAGAGCAGCCUGGCACUGCUGCAGGGCUUCUACCCGCCCUACGACGAGUCCAUCACGCUGGCCAACGGCACCAGCGUCGACUGGUCCGGACGCGUCCAGCUCAUCCCCGUCGAGACGGUCGAGCCGGAACAAUCGAUUGCCAUGGAGCCGUGGACCGACUGUCGCGCCUGGACGCAGCGCCUCAACAAGUGGUACGGCUCGUCCGAGUUCAAACAGAAGGCGGCUGAGGCCAAUGCCUUCUACGACUCGAUCCAGGGCCUGCUCGGCAGCCGGCCACGGCUGCUCGAAAAUGCGUGGAACAUCUACGACUUUCUCAACGUCGAGCGCAUCCACGACAGCACCCUGGCGCCGCAGAUCACCGACGACAUCCUGCGCCAGGCGGGGACGUGGGCAAACUACCACGAGACCGUCAGCUUCUCAGACGCCGACCCAAAGGACAUCGGCAACGUGGCGGGCCAAGCGAUGCUCUCGCUCCUCCUCGACGGCAUCGCGGCCACUGCCAACGCCACCGACCCGCUCAAGGUCAACAUCCUCGCCGCGUCGUACAAGCCCUUCCUGUCGCUCUUCAAGAUGCUCUCGAUUCCGCAGCUCGAGGAUAACCUGAUCGACUAUGCGAGCACCAUGGUGUUCGAGGUCUACGCCGACCAGACCGUCCAGGUUGUCUAUCGCAAUGGGUCCUCGGGCGCCUUUGAACCGUACCCCAUCCUCGGCGCUUCGAGCGGCAGCGGCGUCAAGGUAUCCGACAUGGAGGACAGGCUGCGGCCGUACACGAUUUCGACGCUGGCGCAGUGGUGCGACGCCUGCUCCACCACCGACGCACGCGGCUGCGAGGCCCUCUACCGCCUCAACGGCACGGGAUCCGACCACGGCGUUCCCGUCACCUCAACCUACGGCCAGCACGCCGUCUCGCCCGUCGUGGCGGGCCUCAUCGGCGCCAUGGUCACCCUCGCACUCGGAGCGGCGCUGCUCGGCGCACUCGCCUUCUUCACCGGCUCUUCCCUGACCCUCGCUCCGUCAUUGGCUAGGCGCAAGAGCCGCGCAGAGGCAGCCGCCGCCGCCGGCAGCGAGGGAGGAGGUGCGGCCGCCCGCACCAGCACCAACUUUGCCUCGAGGUUCGGCGGACGCGAGUCGCUCAGGUCGGCCAUUUCGUUGCAGGCCGACACGCUGGCGGGCCAGGAGACGGGCAAGACGAGCUUCGAGCUCCUCCAAAGUCCAUCGCGGGACGCCAAGCAGUGA